This is a messenger RNA of Microtus ochrogaster (prairie vole), 2237 nucleotides long. RefSeq names its product serine/threonine-protein kinase Sgk3 (gene Sgk3). Gene Ontology annotation, biological process: protein phosphorylation. Lineage: Eukaryota; Metazoa; Chordata; Mammalia; Rodentia; Cricetidae. The transcript has 15 exons. Gene Ontology annotation, molecular function: protein serine/threonine kinase activity; phosphatidylinositol binding; ATP binding. Bases 125 to 1525 code for a protein of 466 amino acids. The record is from RefSeq and is a predicted model, not a curated record.
GUUCCAUGAUGGAGUUUGAACAUUACCUCAAGAGGUUUCAUAUUUUGGAUUAGUUAAUCGUCUUUACCCUCUGCUGGGGACUUAGAAACUUUGGAUUCAGUUUCUGUGUCCUUCAAGACAUUACAUGCAGAGAGAUUGUACCAUGGACUGCAAGGAGAGCUGCCCAAGUGUGAGCAUCCCCAGCUCUGAUGAACACAGAGAGAAAAAGAAGAGGUUCACGGUUUAUAAAGUUCUAGUGUCAGUGGGCAGAAGCGAGUGGUUUGUCUUCAGGAGAUAUGCAGAGUUUGACAAACUUUACAAUACUUUGAAGAAACAGUUUCCUGCCAUGGCUCUGAAGAUUCCUGCCAAGAGAAUAUUUGGUGAUAAUUUUGACCCAGAUUUUAUUAAACAAAGAAGAGCGGGACUGAAUGAGUUUAUUCAGAACUUGGUCAGGUAUCCAGAGCUUUACAACCACCCAGAUGUCAGAGCCUUCCUUCAGAUGGACAGCCCCAGACACCAGUCAGAUCCAUCCGAGGACGAGGAUGAAAGAAGUGCUCCGAAGCCACACUCUACCUCACAGAACAUCAACCUGGGACCAACUGGAAAUCCUCAUGCUAAACCAAGUGACUUUGAUUUUUUAAAAGUUAUUGGAAAGGGCAGCUUUGGCAAGGUUCUCCUUGCAAAACGGAAACUGGAUGGGAAAUUUUAUGCUGUCAAGGUGUUACAGAAAAAAAUAGUUCUCAACAGAAAAGAGCAAAAACAUAUUAUGGCUGAACGCAAUGUGCUCUUGAAGAAUGUAAAACAUCCAUUUCUGGUUGGAUUGCACUAUUCUUUCCAAACAACCGAAAAGCUUUAUUUUGUUCUGGAUUUUGUUAAUGGAGGGGAGCUCUUUUUUCACUUACAAAGAGAACGGUCUUUUCCUGAACACAGAGCGCGGUUCUACGCUGCUGAAAUCGCCAGUGCCUUGGGUUACCUGCACUCCAUCAAAAUAGUGUACAGAGACUUGAAGCCGGAAAACAUUCUUUUGGAUUCAAUGGGACAUGUUGUCUUAACAGAUUUCGGGCUUUGCAAAGAAGGAAUUGCUAUUUCUGAUACCACCACCACCUUUUGUGGGACACCAGAGUACCUUGCUCCUGAGGUGAUCAGAAAACAGCCCUAUGACAACACUGUGGAUUGGUGGUGCCUGGGUGCUGUUCUCUAUGAGAUGCUGUAUGGGCUGCCUCCUUUUUAUUGCCGAGACGUUGCUGAAAUGUAUGAUAAUAUUCUUCAUAAGCCCCUGAAUUUGAGGCCAGGAGUGAGCCUCACUGCGUGGUCCAUUCUGGAAGAACUCCUAGAAAAAAACAGGCAGAAUCGACUUGGUGCCAAAGAAGACUUCGCCGGACCAGACGAUAUUAGGAACUUCGACACAGUCUUCACGGAAGAGGCGGUCCCCUAUUCUGUGUGCGUGUCUUCUGACUACUCCAUAGUGAAUGCCAGUGUUCUGGAGGCGGACGAUGCAUUUGUUGGUUUUUCUUACGCCCCUCCUUCAGAAGACUUGUUUUUGUGAACAGUCUGAAGUUCAGAAACCAUUGGGCAAAUCAAGCCUGUGGAGGAGAUGGAAACGCCGAUUUGUGUGAAUAUACUCAACUAUGUAUAACAGUGCCUCAUUUUUACAUGUAAUGUUGAAAACUAUGAAAUACGUAUUUUCUGCUGUACGCAAGAAAUAGGGCAUUUCAAAGAGCUGAGUUUUGAACUGAUUUGUAUUCUUGUUUAUUAAGCUUAUUUUUAAAACUUUAAAGCUAUUAUUAUUCUUAGCAUUAACCUAUUUUUAAAGAUGACUUUUUGCUAUUGACUGUUUUUUCCCUGUUAAGUUUACACUAACACAUCCAAGAUAGACUGUUGUUAAUAGUCUGUUACAGCUAAGAUAAGAUGCAUUAAUAUCUUUAUACUUCUAUGACUUUUAUCAUAGCAGAACUAUGCAAAUGGUACAUGGGAGUUUAAGAUGAUGUCACUGUUUAGAAUUUGCUUCUUGGUGAGAGUCGGAUGCAAAGGCAGGUUGAUGGCUACACACGUGCAGCCCCUCUAAGGCAGAACGAAAAGAGAUCUUUGUUUUUGAAACGCUCCGUUCUCACCCAUGCAUCACGUCUCCUCUCAAGGAGAAGAAAGGAUUUGAUGGGUCGAGUUUUUGGAAUCCCCAAGGAGAUGAGAAGUAUAAAAAUGCUGCCAGAUGUUUUUAGUGGUGCCAAAAAUAAAUGUCUGUCAUAUAUUUAUAUUAUAAA